Vitrella brassicaformis is the source of this 3154-nucleotide messenger RNA. NCBI's taxonomy places the organism in Eukaryota, Vitrellaceae. The record is from the annotation of a GenBank genome assembly.
CUACAGCAGCAGCCGCCUGUGGAUGCGUAGAUCUGUGUGUGUGAGGCCCACAUCAGAUCAGAUCUGAUCAGGUCAGGUCAGCUGUCAUGAGCACCCUCUUGCCACAGCGGCUUGGCGUUGCUGCUGUGGCUGUGAGGAGUCUGAGAAGAGCACCAGCAGCACCAGGUAGGUGCCCACACAAAGGACUGACACAGACACGCAAUCUCUGUCUGUCUGUCUGUGCAGGGCACCAGCUUCAUCAGCAGCUUCGCUUCUUGAGUCUGCAGGAGUAUCAGUCGAAGGACCUCCUUAGGCGAUAUGGCAUCAACGUGCAGAAGGGUCAGUGAGUCGGCCGAGAGGAGGAAACUUUCUUGGUCGCUCUCAUUUCGUUGCCUUGCGUAUCGUUGCAUUGCGUCCACAGGCGCCGUUGCCAGCACGGCUGACGAGGCUUUUGCCGGUAGGUCCGUCCGCACAACCAACGCACACAGACACACACAGAGAGGCAGACACGUGUGUGUGUGUGUGUCAGUUGCCGACCGCCUGAAGCGAGAGGGCGCCACUGAUCUCAUCCUCAAGUGUCAGAUAUUGGCGGGCGGCCGGGGGAAGGGCACACUCACGAGUGGGCUCAGGGGCGGCGUCAAGAUCUGCUCCACGUAGGCAGCGGCAGAGCACACACCAUCGCUGCCGCUGCCUGUGUGUCUGUGUGUCUGUGUUGUGUGUUGAUUUGCGCACAUGUGUGUGGGUGUGGGUGUGGGUGUGUGUGGGUGUGUGCAGGCCGACAGAGGUGCGCGACUUCGCCAAAGACAUGAUUGGCUACCGACUGAUCACACAGCAGACUGACGAACUCGUAAGCGCACACACACACACACACACACAGAGAGAGAGAGAGAGAGAUAGAGAGAAGGGAAGGCAUCUCUGUCUGUCUGUCUGUCUGUGCCCAGGGUGAGGAGGUCAACAAGGUGCUGGUGCAUGAGGGCGUCAACAUCGUCAAGGAGCUCUACCUGGCCAUCGUCCUCGACCGCUCGUACGCCUCGCCCGUCAUCGUGGCCAGCACACAGGGCGGCAUGGACAUCGAACAGGUCGCCGAGACCGACCCUGACGCCAUCCACGUGGUACGGUACCAGUCAUGGCUCUCGCCCCUCACACACACACAUGGAUGGAUGGAUGGAUGCUUUGCGUGUUCUGGUCGUCAGCGGCCGAUUGACAUCGAUACUGGCGUGUCCGACAAUGACGCGCGAGCCAUCGCGCUUGCUCUCGGCUUCGACGACUCGUGUGUGCCAAAGGUCGGUCAGCCACCCACCAAUCCCUGACACACGUGACACGAGUGUGCGUGUGUGUGUGGUGGGAGUUUAGGUGUCGCAGCAGCUCAAGCGGCUCUACGAGCUGUUUGUGGCGUGCGACGCCACGCAGGUGGAGAUCAACCCUUUCGCCAUUACUGACGUGGCGCCCGAUGCCGUCAUGUGUGUGGAUGCCAAGAUCGCCUUCGACGACUCGGCCAAGUACCGGCAGCAGGAGCUCUUCUCGAUGGAAGGUGCCUGCCUCAGUGUGUGUGGGGGGGGGGGGCUUGCGGCAGUGCAUCGACCUGUCUGUGUGUCUGUGUUGGUGGCAGAUGAGUCGCUGAUGGACCCUAGGGAAGCUGCCGCACACAAGGCUGGUAUGGCACACACACACAGAGAGGCAUGCAAUCGGACCUCUCAGCCAGGGUGAGAAGGGCCCUUUUGUGUGUGUGUGUGUGUGUGUGUGUGCAGGUCUGAACUACAUCGGCCUUGACGGCAACAUUGGCUGCCUCGGUACCUGUCGACACACCCACACACAUCGACACACACAUCCAUCCAUCCAUCCACUAUCUCAUUCUCUCAUUCAGUCAACGGCGCUGGGCUCGCCAUGGCCACCAUGGACAUCAUCAAAUUGGUACCUACCACACACACACACAGUCACCCAACACACACGCCCCCAUGUGUGUAUCUGUGUGUUUGUGUGUGUGGUUAUGAACUGAAAAGCACGGCGGCUCCCCGGCGAACUUUCUCGACGUCGGCGGUGCGCAGACAGAUACCCUUACACACAACACACAGCACACACAUACACGAGAGGGCGUCUCUGUGUGUGUGUGCGUGUGUAGGUGGCGCCAACCGCCAGCAGGUGGCUGAGGCCUUCCGCAUCCUGCAGGCUGACGAUAAGGUCCACUGACACAUCCGUCCAUCCAUGUGUGUGUUUCCAUCUGUGUAUGUGUGUGUGUGUGUGUGUGUGGACAGGUUCGUUCGAUCCUGGUCAACAUCUUCGGCGGCAUUAUGCGGUGCGACCUCAUUGCGGAGGGGAUUGUGCAGGCCGCCGAAGAGGUAGGGCAGAUCUCUCACACACACCACACAGUCUCCCCCUCUCUCUCUCUCUCUGUGUGUGUGUGUGUGUGUGUGUGUCUCAGGUAGAGCUGAAGAUCCCUCUCGUCGUGCGGCUGAACGGUGCGCACGCUUCUUUCUUUGCCCAUUUGCUUUGUGUGUGCAUUUGGUGCGUGUGUGGUGUGGUGUGGUGUGUGUGGUGUGUGCAGGGACGAAUGUCGAGAAGGGCCGGAGGAUCAUCGCCGAGAGGAUGGUCAACACAGACAAAAAGAUCGACAUCCAGGCAAGUCAAAUCAAGCCUCCCACACAGACACACACACACACACAUCUCUCUCUCACUCUCUCUCUCUCUGUGUGUGUGUGUGUGACUAAGGUGAUUGACGACUUUGAGGAGGCCGCCAAGGCCGCGUGCGCCACCAUCCAGUCAGACGUGACAUGAGAAGAACUACGAUCCAUGCCUGUGUGUGGGUGGGUGUAGGUGCGUGUUGCUAUCCAACUAAGCCAUACAGUGCACUAGAGCAGACACACUAGGCCGUCCAUCCACACCUACACACCUAUGUCUGUCUGUCUGUCUUUAUGUCCAUGAGGACGUGAUGAGCUGAGAGAUUUUUCACCCCCUGUCUGUCGGUCGGUCUGCCUGUCUGUCUGGGCGAGCCUGCCUGGCUUCAGUGUACAGUUUGUGUCUGAGUAUUUUUCCCUACGGGACGAGUCUGUGUUUGUGUCAAUUUCCUCCUCUCGACGUUCUUCUCUACGAGUGGUGCGUGUGGAUGUAGGUGUAGAGACGGACAGACAGACGGUGGAUACUUGGUGCUGAUCAUCAACAAGAUAGAUAGAUGUGUUGA